AUGGCGGCCGACGGAAAUCGGAUGCGCGUACUUCGCCCGCUUCAGGCGUGUAACCUCUGCAAGACCCGCAAGAAGAAAUGUGACAAAUCUUUGCCAUCUUGCGGAUAUUGUGUAAGCAAACAAAUCGAAUGUGUCUAUGGGGACGUUUCGUUUCCUCGAAACCCUGCUCUCACCGCAAAAGAUACAUGUUCCAAGCCGCCAUCACUGUGGCCUUCGCCCGCUCGUGCCAUUAUAAAUCCCAAACAUGCUCUGCAGCCAACGGAGGCGUUCGGGCGGGAGGUGUAUUCGGAAGUCUAUCGAGUCAUUCGUGACAAUGGACAGUUUGCCGAUGAUAUCACAGCUCGCUUUUUCAACGGGUUUCAUCACCAGCUGCCGGUCAUCUCGCGGACCUCCUUCUACAAUAGCUUAGCUGUGUCAGAACCAGCCUCCUCCGCUGACAGUUCACUGCUCCUGCUGGCCAUGUCUCUCUUCACAAAGACCCCUGAUGCCCAUGCACAAACGGUCCCCGACGUUGAAAAGAGGCGAGGUCUUUACCUUUCCUUGAAAUCCCUUUAUGCUCAAGUCCAAGCCUGCAGUCCGCCCUCUAUUCCUUUAAUUCAAGCAGGACUUCUUCUCGGUAUGCACGAGUAUAUGAAUGGGCAGCCAUACAAUGCAUUUAUGACCAUUUCUAUGUGUGGCAGGAUGGCUUAUGCCGCAGGAAUUCAUAUGCCCCGCUCUCAUGAACACAUAACUAGCCGCAAUUCUGACUCUCAAUCUCUGUUUCAAGAGGAAGAAGCGGCGAACACUUGGUGGGGAAUUGUGAUUUGUGAAAGAACGUUCUUCUGUGAAUUAGAAUCUAACAGCCAGCCGCUGUUAUCCGUAUUUCCUGCUGGGGACUCCAGAUUACCAAUUGAAUCUCGAAUCCUCGAUCAACUCGAUAUUUUAGAGCAUAGAUCUUUACCUAACAUCCCACUUUCUUGUCUCACCUUUCCAAAUCUUGGAGGAUUCGGCCGAAUGGCGCAGGCUACCUGCUUUUUGGAUCAACUCCGUAAAGCAUUCGAGGUUGAUGACAUCGACUCUAGGCUUCUCCUUCUUUCCAGACUGGAUACCAAUAUCCAGGCGUUCCUAUCGCUGGUAAUGCCACAAUGUCAAGAGGAGCCCGGAAUAUAUUGUUCAGCCAUGAAUAUAACCAUCAGAACGCUGUUCAUACUCCACUGGCAUAUCAUCACGCAGCUAGAAGUUUGUGCGCCAAGAUACGAGUCAAAAGAUGUGUGGUUGGUAAGAUCACACGAAGCGCUGGAGACUGUGGCCAAAAUGGUCAUUGACAUUGCCGAUUUAUUGUUGGCUACACCUGUGCAGGGCACGACAAUGUAUAUGGUCGACACAAUGCCACCGCAAUACCCAUACAUUGCUCGUGCCGUUCUUGGAUAUCUUCACACUAGGAAAUCCACCGAAGAAUCGGAUUGGUCUAAGAAAGCUCGAGAAAUUCUGCAGAUUUGGCUCGAUAAGUACUCUCAAUGA
Messenger RNA from Clonostachys solani, 1500 nucleotides. The record is from the annotation of a GenBank genome assembly. NCBI's taxonomy places the organism in Eukaryota, Fungi, Ascomycota, Sordariomycetes, Hypocreales, Bionectriaceae.